GAUUAUCCUCAUUUCUGAUUUCAUUUUGAUUAUCCUUCAAUUCAAUUUGUUGCUGUUAUCAUCGAGUAUUAUCACAUCAUGGAUUCUGUUUGUGGAUUUUAGACUCGCUGUAAUCGUAGCAAUCGAUGGGUGUCGAAGGGGAAGACAGAAGCAGAAAAUGAUGGUGUCUCGUCCCUUCGACGAUGAUGGCUACAUUGGCUACGAUCCUCGCCCUCCGUCUCAGCGAUUUGACUCGUGCUCCAACUUCGACGUUGGCUCAGUCAAGGACUCACCGCUUCUUGAGACUCCGUCGCCGCCACCAAUCGGUGGCGGUAGUGGUGGAUUCUCGAAAUUCUCAGCUGAGGAGAACGGAAAAAUCUUGACAGCAGUGUUUUGGUAACCAAAAAGCAGUGAAAAGCCAAAAAAAAAAAAAAUUCCUGUAUUUAGGCAAAUACCAAAAAUAAGCCUUGCUUUUGAUAAAAAAAUGCAGGCAAAGACAUCAAUAAUUUGGGACUUUUGACAUGGGCAUUACCUGCGUUUCUUUGAGUGAUUGCGUUUUCAAUAAAUGCAGAAGAAAAUA
Molecule: messenger RNA, 559 nt
Organism: Rubroshorea leprosula
Lineage: Eukaryota; Viridiplantae; Streptophyta; Magnoliopsida; Malvales; Dipterocarpaceae
Source: the annotation of a GenBank genome assembly